This is a messenger RNA of Meloidogyne enterolobii, 1590 nucleotides long. NCBI's taxonomy places the organism in Eukaryota, Metazoa, Nematoda, Chromadorea, Rhabditida, Meloidogynidae. The record is from the annotation of a GenBank genome assembly.
AUGACAGAGACUCAAGAAAAACAACUAUAUAACGAAGGGGAGGAAGAUACUCGGUGUGCUGUUUGUUCUGAUCAGGCACAGGGAUUACAUUUUGGGGUUAUGGUUUGUAGAGCUUGUGCUGCAUUCUUUAGACGUUCAACAAUUGCUAAGCGAGUUUAUCAAUGUCGUUAUAGUGGAAAUUGUCAAAUUAAUUUUAGAGAAGUGCGUUGUUCUUGUCGUGCUUGUCGAUUUGCUCGAUGUAUUUCAUUAGGCAUGGAUCCAAAUGCCGUACAAAAACAUAGAGAUCAAUUAGGACCAAGAAAAAUGCCAACAGAAAAAGGGAAGAAUAACGGCAGCAACAAAAUAAUUAAAAAACAACAAAUUAAAAAUGAAGAAAAUAAUAAUUUCACAACAAAUUCUUCUUUAUUAACACCAAUUAAUAUAAUGAAUGCAAUGCAAUUACAAUUAAAUAAUAAAUUAAUUGAAGAAAAUGGCCGUUCUUAUACACUUUUAAAUGGCCAAUUAAAUAAUGAUAAUUCUUAUUUAAUAGAAAAUAAAAACAAAAAUUCUUUUACUGAUACAUUAUUACAAGCAUUACCCUCAGCUUUUUCACCAAUACAAAAACAACAACAAUCAUCACCAACAGAUAUAACAACAACAACAACAACUUUAGAUAGUGGAAAUGUUUCUGCUACUUCUUCUGUUUUUUCUUCUCCGUUAAAUCCUGGAAGUGCUAAUGGACAUACAAAUCACUCCCCUUCUUCAAAUAUUCUUUCCAUGAUUACACCACAAACAUCAGAAUCCUGGUUAUAUAAUAACCCAACUUCUACUUCCUACAUUAAUAUAUUAAAUACUUGUUGCUCCCCUUCUGAUAAUUAUUCUUUAGACAAAUCUACUAAUUAUUACCCUUCACUUAAUGAGAUGCUUAAAGGAUAUUUAAAAUUAGAAAACAAAAAUUAUUCUUACAAAAAAGAUGAAAAUGAGGGCGAAAAAGAAAUUAUGAUGAAUGAAGGAAAUUAUACAGAAAAUGUAGAUUCAAUUAAAGCAGAAUCAUUUUCUGUUUCAGAAAUGAUUGAAGAGCAUUUCUUUCGAUUAUUAAAUUCAAAUAAUUUUAAUUCUGAUACAAGAUGGACAAUGUUAAGAAAUUUUUUCUUUCCAUUUGUUUUGGCUUAUAGAUCAUUUAUUUCGUCAAAAUGUUUUCCUAAUCCUGAGGAUACAAGAUUGAUAUCUACCCCAGGAAAAACAUUUUUUGAUGUUCGACAGCUUCAACACUUCUUCAAUGUAGAGCAAUGCUUAACUGACCCAGAAAGUAUUGCACAAAUAUUUGCUCCAACAUUUCGAUAUUCAAUUAUAAUUAAAAAUUCAAUGUCAAAACUUUGUCUAACAGAAUUAGAAUUUGCUGGUCUUCUUGGAUUGCUUUUUUGGAAUGAUAAAAUUGAAAAUUUAAAUGAUGAAGAACGUUCAAGUAUUUUAAAAAUAAGAAAACAAAUAUUUGAAGAACUUUAUAUUUUAUGUAAAAAUAAUAGUACAAAAUCAGAGGAUUUAAGUAUUAGAUAUUGCACAAUUAUUAAUUAUUUUCAUUUUUAUCAGGUAAAAUUUAAAUUUAAUUAA